Molecule: messenger RNA, 2048 nt
Organism: Theobroma umbraticum
Lineage: Eukaryota; Viridiplantae; Streptophyta; Magnoliopsida; Malvales; Malvaceae
Product: F-box protein At2g27310-like
Molecular function (GO): protein binding
Source: RefSeq, a predicted model, not a curated record
AACUGGAUCAUGAGAACCGGAGAAAACAGAGGAAGAGGGACAGCAAAUCCUAAACGUGACGAACUUCAAAGGUGCAGACAUGCACAGUACCUAAGCAAGCUUCCAAGAAGGCAGAGCCGAAAAUGACCUCAAAACCGCUUGACCUCACACUAAAAUCAGAACCCAAAUAAGCCCAGAAUCCGCCAUACCAUUUUAGAUCUUCUCUUCCCUUUUAUUUUGCUUGUUCGUAGUUCCAACUACUUCAAAACAAUAACAACCUAUUCUGAUUCCUGUUUCCGUCUGUCACUUCCCUUUCUAGAUUUGCUUCACCAUCAUGUUUCAUACAUUUCCACGUCCAAUUUAAGAAAAUGUUGAGGUUUUUAGGCCAUUAUGCUAGGGAAAUGCACAACGCCCUUAAAUCCUCCUUUUGUUCUUGGCAAGGGAGGUUUUCUUCCCUGUGAAAUUUGUACUUUUCAAAAAAAAGAUUGGUGUGGACCAUGAUAGUUGGUAUUGGAGCACAAUUUGAGGGACAGUGGACCUUGAAUCUCACAUCGGUUGUCUAGUUACACAACUGAAGGAUAGUGAACCUUGAAUCCAACAUCGGUUGUUUACUUACAACUGAACGAUAGUGUGACCGUGAAUCCCGUAUCGGUUGUGUACUUACAACCAAAGGAUAGUGGACCAUGAAUCCCACAUUGGUUGUGUACUUACAACUGAAGCAGGUUAGUGUGGACUGUGCCACAUAACCUUCUCAUGUGUAUACUCAAAUGCCAAACUUAUAUAGUUGAGUAAUUAUCAAAUCAAUACUUUGCAGAUUGGAGGUGGGGAGCUAUGUCAGUAGCAACCAUUGAGAGCAUGGCAUCCUUGAGUAGUGAUCUUUUCUACGACAUAUUGAGGCGUCUUGAUGGCCCAACUUUGGCCACUGCAGCAUGUGCAUGUGCGACAUUUUGUUCAAUCUCAAGAGAGGAGAGACUAUGGGAAAAUGUUUGUUCUACUAUGUGGCCUUCAACGAACAGAGAAGAUGUUAAAAGUUUGAUUUCUUCGAUUGGUGGAUUCAGAAAGUUCUAUGCAGAUUGUUUCCCGCUUAUCGUUAAUAAGGAAGUAACAGAGUAUCAGUGGAAUGACUAUCUUGAGUACCCUGAAGAAUGGACUGAAGCUGAAUAUUAUGGUGACACCGAUGGGGUUGAAAGUAUUUCACCAUUAGAUUUUGUUUCUAUUGUAGAUAUCAGGUAUAAAGAUAAAACAAUCUGUUCAAAAGUCCUGUGGGGUAUUCCUAAUGCAAAUGGAUCCAAUAGUUGGUUUUACAACUGCCCAUUUCGGAUUGAUCUUCUUACAUAUGCUGCUAGAGAUGAUGAUAAUGAAGGUGAGGUUACCCUUUCAGUUUCUGAUGGUCUGCCACCAAUUAUCUCUAUGGAAAAGGAACGGAAAGAUGGGAAACUGUGGAAGGAGCUCCGAGAUGGCCUCCGCCUUAGUUGGAUUGUUGUAAACAGAAAAGUUAAGCAAGCUGCUAAUCUUGCCAGCUGGAGCCCUCUUGGUGGACAGAGGCAUUGGCCCACGGACAAGGAUUUUGUGAUAAGGUUUGGGUCUGUUCUUCCUGCCAAGGACAUCCUUCCAUGUCAAGUAGUAGAGUGCAUUCUUAUCAUGAAGUUCAGAGUCAUCCACACACAGGGCGAAGGUAUAGAGACAACUCUCAAAUUGACAGAGCUGAGCAUGCAGUUGGAAGAUAUGGAAGGUGCACAUGUUAAUGGAAGAAACAGUUUGCUUAUUCUGAAGGAAGCUCUGAGCUGCCACCGGAGCAAAAAUUACAGUGAAGUUCUUGAGUCCUGUCAUUUGUACUCAAAAGUACAGAGUGAGUUAAAAGAGGAGAAAAUAAGGAAUGAAAGCAGGUUAGACAGACUUUGUAUCUUGAGCGGCAUUGCUGCUUUCAUCACUUUUUGGUAUUACAUUUUGUAAAUGUAGGUGCUGCUUUCAUUUAACACUUUUACUGAAGAUAUUUUAACAAACUCUCAGCCUUUUUCUUCUGAUGUAAAGAUUCAAUUUUGCUUCAAGUAAUAAAAAGGUUUCCAUCU